Aplosporella prunicola CBS 121167 is the source of this 2013-nucleotide messenger RNA. RefSeq lists its product as uncharacterized. Gene Ontology annotation, molecular function: DNA-binding transcription factor activity, RNA polymerase II-specific; zinc ion binding; DNA binding. Gene Ontology annotation, biological process: DNA-templated transcription; regulation of DNA-templated transcription. Lineage: Eukaryota; Fungi; Ascomycota; Dothideomycetes; Botryosphaeriales; Aplosporellaceae. The record is from RefSeq and is a predicted model, not a curated record. The transcript is spliced from 3 exons. The coding region runs from base 1 to 2013 and encodes 670 amino acids.
AUGGCUUCCUCCAGCCCAUCACUGAUGCCCGAUGGCCAGAGUGCUCGCCCCAAGAAGCUCCAGCGCGCCUCAAGGGCUUGUGACUUCUGCCACAAGCGCAGCAUCCGCUGCCGUCGCAGUGACUCGGACGAGGACCGCUGCCAGAAUUGUUUGGAUUUUGACAUCGCCUGCAUCUACACGCGUCCGUGGAAGAGAGCUCGCGGCGGCGUGAAGUCGCACUCGGCCGUCGCCAACGCCGAGCGAAGGAACAGCUCCAUCGCCUCACACAACCCUCAUCCUACGCCCUCCGACACCCAGCUGAGCCCCGAACAACCCGAACCCGCCACCUAUGGGACUCGCGUCCUGCAACACGCCUCGCACUCGAGGGCGGCCCCAGAGUCUGCAUACGCGAGGCCGUUGGAGCGCCAGUUGUCGACGUGCAGUACUCAUGAUGGCAUGGGCGAGGCGUGGAAGGCUUUCGCUGUCGCGAGCGGGCCCGCCAUUCGAUCUUUGAUGGAGAUAUACCACCAGAUUGUCUAUCCCAUUUUCCCGCUGUUCCACCGCGGCACGCUGCUGCUCAAGCUCAACCGACGGGAAUAUCUAUAUGACCGGGGAUUCUUCGCAUCCAUCAUGGCUGCCUGUAGCCUGGUGUCGGCGCGUGCUCGUGAUGGUGCUUUGGCGCCCUGGUGUAUUAAUCCCGCCCAGCCUGAUGACGUCCCCUCGGAGACCUUCUAUGCCGCCGCCAAGGAUGCGCUGCCCAAGGAGCUAACGACUGCCUAUGGCCUGGACUAUUUGCGAGCUUGCGCGUUGAUGUCAAUCGCAAGCAUCCAGUUCGGCAAGAUUGACAAGAUGCAUGAAUAUCUAGGCCAUUACUUUACGCUUUCGGCUAUGCAACGCUUCUCCGACGAGGGGCAUUGGCCAAAGAACAUCGCGCAGAUAGAGCGCGAGGAGAGGAGACGCCUCUUCUGGUCCAUCUACACCCUCGAUAUCUAUUCGUCUAUCGUGUGGAAUGGCCAGCUGCAUUCACGGGAAAGCCACACUUUUGUGAACUAUCCAUCAGAAGCCGAUGAUGAGCAAUUGGAAGCUGCCCCAACGGCCUUGAUAGAUCCCGUGUGCUGGCUUCAUGGCUGGAAUUUCACUACUGAUCUCUAUCGUGUGCUCGAACAUACGGUGAAUCGGUUGCGUUCCCGCCGCGUGUCUCCCGUAUCGUCACGGUCCGUCCACACCUGCUUCCCCGAAGAGCCAUUUUCCGGACCAGCCGUACUGCAGUCGACGUUUGAGAAGUACUCGGUGCUUCCAAUGUGCUUCAAGAACCUGCCCCAAGUGACCGGAGACCCCGAAAAGGACAUCUUUGGCUUCCAGGCCGCUAACAUCCAAGCCACGCUGCAGCUGCUGCGAAUGGUGCUUUUCUCAGUCCAAGAGCACGCCGACGUGGACCAAAAAUGCCAAAUUGCCGCCGAGCUGCUCGCGACCUUCCAAACCGUCCCCAUCGCGUACCAAAAAGCCAUCAGCACGCCGCUGAUCUACCACCUCGCGGGCAUCGGCACAAUCCUGGGCUCCGUGAUGGAGAGCCCGCUGUCCGAGGCGUCGUACCUCAAGCUGCGCGACAUGCUGCUCUCGAUGGCGGACCUGCUCGAGAACCUCGAGUCCGGGCUGUACCGCACGCAGGGCACGGGGCGCGGGCUGCGCGCCCAGGUCGACCGCAUCGACGAGUACAUGCGGCUGCAGCGCAACGCGGUGGUGACGCCGUCGUUCCAGAACACGAUUGCGGACCUCACGGCUUCGGUCCAGCAGCACCACCACCAGCAUCAGCACCAUCACCAUCAUCACCAGCAGCAAAACGUCACCCCGUUCAUGACUGCUGCUGCUGCCGCCGCUCCCGCUGCCCCAAACGGCUUGCACUCGGCCCCUGCCCCUGUGCCCCCGGAAGCGUAUCAUUUCCAGCUCCCGCCCGAGAUCCUCGAGGACUGGCCUUGGCCUAUCGAUAUGGCGCAGGAUUAUGGCGUCUUCCCUUUUGGCUCCAGCGAGCUCUAG